Messenger RNA from Paraglomus brasilianum, 564 nucleotides. The record is from the annotation of a GenBank genome assembly. Lineage: Eukaryota; Fungi; Glomeromycota; Glomeromycetes; Paraglomerales; Paraglomeraceae.
AUGGGUGCAAAGACAAAGAGGAACAUUUUGGACAAGACUGCUUGCGUGUUUGUGUUGAAGAGUGCAAAAAGAGAAGUUGCGAUUGUCGGCUACACGUGCGAUUUGAAGCAAAACAAACCCCGUAAAAAUCCCCGACCACGCUCGCGAAAACACAACGCCGGGACAUGGAUCCCUGUAAUGGCCGUAACAGGUUUUAAAACUCAAAAGGACGCCAUGUCAUUCGAAUGGUUUGUCAAGAAGGUUGUCAAGCAAAAAGAAUACAACGACUAUGUCAAACUUUACCGCGGUCGCUGUCCAGCUACCGUCAUCAAACGCAUUCUUGCUAUUCGCGGUCUUCUCUGCGAACAGGACAAAUGGUGGUCGAGCAAGCGACAGAGAUACUGUUGUCAUUGGUUUGGCAAAUCGUUUGGAGACGAGAUGCAGUUUAGAAAGAUGCAGUUUAAUUGGGGAAGGACCGGCAGACCGGUAGAGCAUAUAGAUAUGGAGCUUGAUGGAAUAGAAGAACUUUUUGGAAAGUGUAUGGAAGAAGCGAGAGAUCAUAAAUGCCAAGUGGGAAGUGAUUAG